GCUGUUCUCCGUCUGUCUGUCUCACUGCCUCUCUUGCUUGCUGACUCUCUAUCUCUGUCUCUCGCUCUCUCUCUCUCUCUCUCUCUCGCUCGCUCGCACUCUGCAGGAGGAUCCGAGGAGGCGCCUACUUACUCGGCCGCAAGAGCGUCACACUUGCCCGGUACACCGGCUCCGGUCCUCCUCCUCUUCUUGAGAAAGUCAACGGACACUUGGAGGCUUGGAAGCUCGGACGACCGACCGGCUCAGCACAUUAGACAAUUUCGCCUCGUCGCGUCUCGCACCUGAGCUCACGAAGCAUGUCCGCCCCCGCCGGCAAAGAGGUGAAGGAGCUCAACCCGGUCGACUUCAUCCAGCUACAGCAGUACAUUGAAUAUUGCAGCCUGAAGGUGAAAGACGUGCUGCGGGAAUUCGAUGCAGAUGGCCGCCUCUCUCAGCACAGACAUGGAGAGUGCAUCAAUGAAGAAGGCUUUCGUCUCUUCCUGAAGACUUAUUUGGAAGUGGACGACUUCCCAGCAGAUCUGUGCCAGCGACUCUUCCGUUCUUUCCAGAACUCUGAAACUGCUCAGGAAGACAGCAACAAGGAGGUCUUUCUAAAGGAUGUUUCGUGUUACUUCUCACUCUUGGAGGACGGUCAGCCUCGGGACAAGCUGGAGUUUGCUUUCAAGCUCUACGACAGAGACGGCAACGGCGUCCUGGACAGCUCGGAAGUGGAUCGAAUUAUUGCUCAAAUGAUGCACGCUGCUGAGUACUUGGGUUGGGACGUGUCAGAGCUUAGGCCGGUUCUCAAGGACAUGAUGACUGCCAUAGAUGCCGACAGCAGCGGUACUGUGUCUCUGGAGGAGUGGGUGGAGGGCGGCAUGAACAACAUCCCCCUGCUGGUCCUACUGGGCCUGAAGAUGACACAGACAGACGGACAGCACCUGUGGAGAAUGAAACAUUUCAACAAGCCUGCUUACUGCAACGUUUGCCACUGCAUGCUUCUGGGUCUCAGGAAGCAAGGCCUGUGUUGCACCUGCUGCAAGUACACAGUCCACGGCCGCUGCGCUAACAGGAAUCCAGACCCCUGCGCCAGAACCUAUGUGAAGUCCAAGAAAGAAACUGGGGUUCCAGCGCACGACUGGGUGAGUGGCAACUGUGAAUCGAGGAAGUGUGACAAGUGCCAGAAGAAAAUCAAGAGCUUCCAAGGCCUGACGGGCAAACAUUGUGUGUGGUGCCACUCCAUGCGCCACGAUGCGUGUGCAGACGAAGAGCCGAGCGAAUGCAGGUGCGGGCCACUCCGAGACCACAUCCUGCCUCCGUGGGCCGUCUAUCCCGUCAUCAAGGAGAGAUCCAACAACGGCUGCUGCGGUCAGUUGGACGACACUGAGCUCAAUACAACACCUGAUGGACAAGUCCUUCAAAUCAGCCCCGUGCCCAAUACACACCCUCUUCUUGUGUUUGUCAAUCCCAAAAGUGGAGGCAAGCAAGGGGAAAGGGUCCUACGUAAAUUUCAGUAUUUGCUCAACCCCCGGCAGGUGUACAACCUUUCCAAUGGUGGACCAGCUGCAGGCCUGAGUUUCUUCAGAGACCUUCAGGAUUACAGGAUCCUUGUAUGCGGCGGAGACGGCACAGUCGGCUGGAUCCUGGAUGCCAUCGACAAAGCCGGUAUGCUGGCGCGGCCGCCAGUUGCCGUACUUCCUCUGGGCACAGGAAAUGACCUCGCGCGGUGCCUGCGGUGGGGAGGAGGAUAUGACGGCGAGGACCUCAAUAGGAUCCUGAAGGACAUCGAGACGAGCUCCGAGGUUCUGAUGGACCGCUGGAGCGUGCAGGUCAUCACGGAGGCAGGUGAAGAGAAGGGUGACCCCGUGCCAUACGAAAUCAUCAAUAACUACUUCUCCAUCGGAGUGGACGCCUCCAUCGCCCACCGUUUUCACACCAUGAGAGAGAAACAUCCUCAAAAAUUUAACAGCAGGAUGAAGAACAAGUUGUGGUAUUUUGAAUUUGCCACCUCAGAAACCAUCUCAGCCUCCUGCAAAAAACUAAAUGAAAGUCUAACGAUAGAGUGCUGCGGGACUCCUUUGGAUCUGAGCAGCCUGUCUCUAGAGGGCAUUGCCGUCCUAAAUAUUCCCAGCAUGCACGGUGGUUCCAAUCUCUGGGGUGAGAGCAAGAAGAGCGAGGUCAAGGGGCCAAGCGGUCAGGACGAACCUGAUGUGAUCGUGGACCCUGAAAUCCUGAAAGUGACUGGACAAGAUCUGAGCGAUCGUAGACUGGAGGUGGUGGGCCUGGAGGGCGCCAUGGAGAUGGGACAAAUUUACACAGGCCUGAAGAGCGCCGUCAGGCUGGCCAAGACAGCGCAGCUCACCAUCAGGACCAAGAAAGCAUUGCCAAUGCAAAUUGACGGGGAGCCAUGGAUGCAACCGCCCUGCACGAUUCACAUCACGCACAAGAACCAAGCUAGCAUGCUGAUGGCUCCUCAGGCAAAAGCGUCUGGGUUCUUCAACUACAAAUAAAAACAAACGCUCCGUCUCCAGGCACUAUUGUAAAUUCUACAAAAUAUAGAAAUCCGGAAAAUUGAAACUCCAGAGCUACAUUUGCUCCUUUUGAAGAGCGGCAUGCCAUAUCAGUUUUGUCUUUUCUGUGGAAACAAAACAAAAAUAAGCAUCACAGACAAAGAAAGCACUUACACCAACAUCAUUUUGAUUAAUAAACUGCAAUUCUAAUUUUUUCAAUUUGAAAUUUUCUUAAAAUGUGAAUUACACUAUGGCGCCUGGUCCCACUCAUGGACUUGAUUACUGUAUAGAACUAACUGACAUGUUUUAAGUCUGUAACAUUAUGCCGUGUAGAAUAGUUACAUAAUUGUAAGAUUAAAAAAAAAGGAAACAAAGGACUUAUUUAAAACAAUCAACGCCCCAAUGCUGAAGGUAGUAAUGUCAAUUUGCUUCGAGAAGGACAGCGAGUGCCUUUUUGAUUGCUUCUGCUGAAAUUAGGUAGACACACUGGGAACUGCACAUACCUUGAGUUGUAAUUGUGGAGUGACUUAUUAUAAUAACUAUAACAGUGAUAAUAUUGAUCAGAAUAUUACAAGAGGACCACGAGCUAAAGAAGUUUAAUGCUUUUGUACAUUUAAGAGGAAAUGGCUGACAUUAUGUAAUGUGUGUGUUUGUAAAUCUAAUGUCUCAGAGGGACGUAAGGCCAUUUAUUAGACCUAGCCUUCAAAUAUCACCCAUCAAUUAAUUUGUUCAGGUUUAAAAGAGAACAUUAGUGUGUCUCAAACGUAAUCCUGAAUGUUUACGUAACUGUGCUCUAUGGAGUCAAAUAAUUUCAUGAUACCAAGAGGGUCUUGUGUUGUUACUGCAAUAUGCCUGAAGUGACCGAAUGUGCAAUGAAACUUAAUAAAUGACAACGAAAUCA
Syngnathus typhle (broad-nosed pipefish) is the source of this 3390-nucleotide messenger RNA. RefSeq names its product diacylglycerol kinase, alpha a (gene dgkaa). The record is from RefSeq and is a predicted model, not a curated record. Gene Ontology annotation, molecular function: ATP-dependent diacylglycerol kinase activity; calcium ion binding. The transcript is spliced from 24 exons. The coding region runs from base 297 to 2489 and encodes 730 amino acids. Gene Ontology annotation, cellular component: plasma membrane. Gene Ontology annotation, biological process: intracellular signal transduction; lipid phosphorylation; diacylglycerol metabolic process. NCBI's taxonomy places the organism in Eukaryota, Metazoa, Chordata, Actinopteri, Syngnathiformes, Syngnathidae.